This is a messenger RNA of Aspergillus novofumigatus IBT 16806, 320 nucleotides long. RefSeq lists its product as uncharacterized. The record is from RefSeq and is a predicted model, not a curated record. NCBI's taxonomy places the organism in Eukaryota, Fungi, Ascomycota, Eurotiomycetes, Eurotiales, Aspergillaceae. The coding region runs from base 32 to 277 and encodes 81 amino acids. The transcript has a single exon.
CUCUCUCCAAACGCAUGAGCUUAUACGGCCGAUGGGAAGAGGGAUUGUGAAACUUCUGCUCCUGCUACGGUGCCCCCAUGCCCCCACCAUGUUCCCUGUCGUGGCAUGGGCGCACUGGUUGUUUAGUGAUAUCCAGAACAGAGUAUACGAGACGCCCUUGUGCAAGUCCACAGAUGCAUACAUACGACAGGCGGCUACGCCUUGUAGCCUGGUGUCAGCUAGGAGAGCAAGGUUGCACUUGAUCAAGGUUUCAUUUCUUUCGAAUCUUCUUCCAUGACCCUCCGGCUUCCGCACUCUCCCAUGCUCCUUUACCCUUCCUU